Brenthis ino (lesser marbled fritillary) is the source of this 741-nucleotide messenger RNA. Lineage: Eukaryota; Metazoa; Arthropoda; Insecta; Lepidoptera; Nymphalidae. The record is from the annotation of a GenBank genome assembly.
AUGUAUUUUCCCGAUGAGGUAGUUAGUAUAAAGAAAACAUUGACAGACUCCCAAGCUACUGAUAAUAACUCCUUGGAAGAUCCUCCCCAGCAAGUUGUUUCUACCGCAGGAAGCACUCUUCGAGGAUCAGGUACUAUGUCUGACCGAAUUUACUUUCCCGAUGAGGUGGUUAGUGUAAAGAAAACAUUGACAGACUCCCAAGCCACUGAUAAUAACUCCUUGGAAGUACCUCCCGAGCAAGUUAAUUCUACCGAAGAGAACAUUCUUGUUUGGAAAUCAGAAACAAUAGUAUCAGAUAAUUUGGACGGCCAACGCAUUAUCUUUCCAGACCAGCUAGAGCAUAUAAAGGAUAGAGCAUCUGAGAUCAAAGACAUUGAGACAAGAAUCGAGGAAGAUCCUCCGGAGGAAAAUCUUGGAGUAGAAGUUACGAAUAUGAUAGUUGCGCCCCCUAAUUGCCCCAAAGGGCAACAAAUGGGGGCAGACGGAGUUUGCUUACAAUACGGACUUCCUACAUACGAGUACAAUCAAAUAAUGGCUGACAGCGAUAGUGUAGUAUUCCCCGAUGAGGUAGAAGAGACAAAAACUAAAGUAUCCGAAGAAACUGAAGCUACUGAUACAAACACAAUAGAACAACCUCCAGAGGUAAAGCCGUCGAUAACUAUGAGAAAUAUGAUUGUUGCUCCUUCCAACUGUCCAGCGGGGCAAGAGAAGGAUGCUAACGGCAUUUGCCGCGACGUGUUC